AUGCUUGCGGCGGCAGUGCGUCAGCGGCAACAAAUGCUCGACGUGAAAGGCGACCGCGCUUGUGGCGCCGCCGUCCGUCGUCGCGGCAGCGUGGCGCCGGGCCACGGUGGCCCCGCGCCGGCUCGCCGCCGCGCCAGUGGCAUGCUGACGGAGCCGGCCCAGGGCUCGACCCAGCUCAGCGUGGGCGAGGAAGCAAGAGGGCCCCCGGCGUGCGCCAGGCACCACCGCAAUGACUGGGCCUCCUGGGGCAAUGAUCUCCGCCUGAACGCGGACUUCAUCCACGACACCUACGUGGACAGAGAGAAUGCCAACUUCGCUCUCUUCAACUACGUGACAGAACAGGAAUGUGAAAUUCGAAAACUUAAGGAUGACAUUGAAAAGCUCAGCGCUGACAUGGAGCCACGCGGCGGUGGUCCAGAGGGGACCCCUGACGAAAGGGAGAAAGCCGUGCGGGUGAACAUUUGCAGGGUCAUCUCUGAGAAGGAGAUGAGCGAUAAGAAGCGGGCAGACGCCGAGGGAACGCUCGGCAAGCUAAAGGAAGGAGUGUGGAAUUUGCUCAUGAAAAUGGACUGCAAUUUGGAAGAGCUCAAGCAAGGCUUGGCUUGGAAGGAAGGAGUCACAGACCAAAACAUUGCCGCCUACCUUACCCUGAUCAAGCAAGAAGCCUUCCGGCUUCUCUCUGCCCGUGAUUACCUGCAGUCAAAGAUAAAGGCAACGGAACCUUUGGGAAAAUUGGACACAGCAAACGCCAGGCCAGUCAAGAAUUCGCUCUUGGAUUUGUACACAAUGGAACUCCCGAGCACAAAACUGGACUGGGAUAGUGGGGAAUCCAGUGAGGAAGGCUCAGAUCUCAAGCCGCUUGAAGUAACGAAGCAAUGAUGAUGCGUUUGCGUCAUGUCCCAGCUCUCAAGAUUAAUAAGACAUCACGGCGAAUCGCAUCCAUGCCAACACAAAUCUCAAUAACUCACUUUGUCCAAAUCUGUAAACUGUUUAAACGUUGACGCCUGAACUCCAAAGUAAUACUCUUUGGUUUUUUUUCGGUAAAGUCACGUAGGUAAAAUAAAAUUAAUGAAAACAACUAAAUUAAAUCACGACGUUUCGGAGGCAACACAAGCUUCCGUCUUCAGGUGGAACAGUCACAGCAAAAAAGCUGUAUCAAGUGAGGAGCUCUGAGACAACCGAGAUUAUAUACAGGUUAAGGGGGGGGGGAG
Messenger RNA from Petromyzon marinus (sea lamprey), 1211 nucleotides. Lineage: Eukaryota; Metazoa; Chordata; Hyperoartia; Petromyzontiformes; Petromyzontidae. The record is from RefSeq and is a predicted model, not a curated record.